CUUGGAGAAGGCACGGAAGGUAAAGUCAGCUUGUGGCGCCAUAAAUGGAAAGAAGAGCACAUCGCGGUCAAGCAACCUGCGAGGGGAACCGAUUUCCAUCGCAAUAUGUUGAAACAGGAGCUGAAGAAUCUGAAGAUGGUGGGCACACAUCCCAAUGUGGUCAGCUUGCUAGGCUGGGAUGACUAUUAUGCACCAAUCCCGCCAGGAAUCUUUCUCGACUACUGUCAGCUUGGGGAUCUGCUCGAAUACCAAAAUCUUCUUGUAGACGCAGGUCAUUAUGUGCCAGAGGAAUCCAUAUGGAAAUUUCUCGUCGACAUGAGCCGGGGGCUCGAUUACCUUCACAACCACCUUGCGGUGCCUUAUAUCCACGGCGACCUGAAACCAUCCAAUAUCCUCGUUGCAAGGCCGCCGGGCUGCCGGAACGACGAAGUCCCUCUGCUACCAAUCUUCAAACUCGCUGACAUAUCGCGUCUCGUACCCUACAUUCCAGGACAAGGGCCCAAUCACAUGUUCUUCGGCACCCCAGAAUAUGGGCCUCCAUUCUCGGAGAGGAGAGCUGUCGCGCCCGCGGUAGACAUCUAUGCUAUAGGAGCGACUGUCCAGCACUUGGCUCUCGGCUGCUACCCUACCCAAGACCGCAAGGCUUUUAUUCGGGAGGUCAUGUUGCAAGGAAUGGACGCGCCACACGAAAAGGACCUGAAUCACAUUAAAUGGCGCAAUCUCAUACCCGUGGUCUAUCGCCCAAUAAAUGCUGCUGCGGAGGAGCAGCGUACUAAAUAUAAGCUGCAGCAUCCGAAUCCUCCGUACAGCGAUGUAUUGAAUGACUGGUACAGCAUGUGUCUCGAGCAUGAAAAGCAUCGGCGUAUAUCCGCGGAUAUCCUCACGGAUUGGUUCGUUCCUCUUGCCGAAGGACAGAUCGAGGUGCUUGCUGCAAAGCGUGAGCGCGACAGGGCUGCUGACAUCGCGCGGAAGCUCAGAGAGACCGCUACG
Messenger RNA from Trematosphaeria pertusa, 990 nucleotides. RefSeq names its product kinase-like protein. Gene Ontology annotation, biological process: protein phosphorylation. Gene Ontology annotation, cellular component: cytoplasm. The record is from RefSeq and is a predicted model, not a curated record. The transcript has a single exon. Gene Ontology annotation, molecular function: ATP binding; protein serine/threonine kinase activity. The annotation marks the transcript as partial. NCBI's taxonomy places the organism in Eukaryota, Fungi, Ascomycota, Dothideomycetes, Pleosporales, Trematosphaeriaceae.